CCUUGGCUUUGCUGGGCUAGCAGGGGCUGCAGGUCGGGAGUGAGGGGCACUGGCAGAGCUGGGGAGUGGAGGUUUGGAGGGUCUGUCCCAGGAUUUGGGGAGUCCUGGAGAGUCUCCCAUUAACCCUUUCUCCUCCAGGGCCCUAUUAGUAGGAGUUCGGCCCUGGCGAGUCUCUGAGUCACCCCCCAUAUCUCCCCCCACAAAGCCAGGGCUUAAUCGGGGCUCGGGCGUGAUUAGUCUUUGGCAAAGCUGCUUGACUCCGUGGCUAAGCCCAUCUUUGCAGCCCUUGGGCUGUGCUGGGCACGGCGCUGCUGGGGGAUAAGCCCAGCUCAGCUGAGCUUUCCAGUUUUAGGGGCGAUUAAGGAAGGAGCCAGUGUUAACUAGGGCAAAGACAGAUCCCGCUGCCCUCCCCGCAUGGCCCAGGGCACCCCCCGGCUCCCUAGGGUAUAAAAGACCCCUCUCUCGGCCCCUCCACCACUCGCUGCCGCCCGCCAUGGCCCCCCCGCCCAUCUGAGCGCCCUGAGGCCCACUGGUGCCACAGUGACACAGGGCUGGGCUGUGCGCGGGUGCAGGGACGCUACCUCUCCGUCCGCAGCCGCUGCUUUGUGCCCCGGCUGCUAUCUGGUUGUGUCUGUCCAUCCAUCCAUCCCGAGACCACAUCUAUCUAUCUGUCUAUCCAUCCCCAUUCACCCCCUCUAUCUAUCUAUCCAUCCCCCCACACCUCCUCUAUCUAUCUAUCCCCAUCCACUGUCUCUCUUUCCAUACACACCCUCCAUCCAUCCUGUAGCCUCUCCAUCCACCCACUACCCCUGCAUCCAUCCCCACAAACACGCCUCCCUGCUCGCCUCGGCCGCCCCUUCCUGCCAGCCAUGCACAAGACCCGCGACUUGCGGGACGACCUCCCGGAGGACUUUUUCAUCCCGGUGCCUCUGGACACAAACAAUCUGACAGCGCUGAGCCCGUUCCUGGUGCCGCAGACACACCUCGGCAGCCCGGUCAUCUUCAUGGGCAUGUCGGCCUUCAUGUUCCUGCUCAUCGUGCUGGGUGUGCCCAUCAAUGUCCUCACCAUCUUCUGCACGGCCAAGUACAAGAAGCUGCGCUCCCACCUCAACUACAUCCUGGUCAACCUGGCCAUGGCCAACCUGCUGGUGAUCUCCGUGGGCAGCACCACGGCCUUCUAUAGCUUCUCCAAGAUGUACUUCGCCCUGGGCCCCACGGCCUGCAAGAUCGAGGGGUUCACUGCCACGCUGGGGGGCAUGGUGAGUCUCUGGUCUCUGGCCGUCGUGGCUUUCGAGCGAUUCCUGGUGAUCUGCAAACCCCUGGGGAACUUCACGUUCCGUGGCACCCACGCCAUCAUCGGCUGCCUCCUCACCUGGAUCUUCGGCCUUGUGGCUUCUACACCCCCCAUUUUCGGAUGGAGCCGGUACAUCCCCGAGGGGCUCCAGUGCUCGUGUGGCCCUGACUGGUACACGACCAGCAACAAGUGGAACAACGAGUCCUACGUUAUCUUCCUCUUCUGCUUCUGCUUCGGGGUCCCACUCAGCAUCAUUGUCUUCUCCUAUGGGCGCCUGCUUCUGACGCUGCGCGCUGUGGCCAAGCAGCAGGAGCAGUCAGCCACGACCCAGAAGGCCGAGCGGGAGGUGACCAAGAUGGUGGUGGUGAUGGUGGCCGGGUUCCUGGUGUGCUGGCUGCCCUAUGCCUCCUUCGCACUGUGGGUCGUGACGCACCGUGGGGAGCCCUUCGACAUGCACCUGGCCUCUGUCCCCUCCGUCUUCUCCAAGGCCUCCACCGUUUACAACCCCAUCAUCUACGUCUUCAUGAACAAGCAGUUCCGCUCCUGCAUGCUGAAGCUGGUGUUCUGUGGCCGCAGCCCCUUUGGGGAGGACGACGACGUCUCGGGGUCCUCGCAGGCCACCCAGGUCUCCUCCGUCUCCUCCAGCCAGGUGUCCCCGGCGUAGCCCAGCAGGCCCUGCUCGGGGGGGGGGCCCUUGCUAUCCCAGCAGGCCCUGCUCGGGGGGGGGCCCUUGUUAUCCCAGCAGGCCCUGCUCGGGGGGGGCGAGAUAUCCCAGCAUGCCCUGCUGUGUGGGGGGCCGAGCUAUCCCAGUAUGCCCUGCUCGGGGGUGGGGGACCGAGCUAUCCUAGCAUGCCCUGCUCGGGGGGCCGAUAGUCCAGUAUGCCCUGCUCGGGGUCCCCCCGAGCUAUUCCAGCAUGCCCUGCUCCGAGGGGGACCCCAGGACAGCCCAGCAUGCACUGCUCCGCCACAGAGACAGUCCAGCUCAGUAUCCCAGCAUGCCCUGGGGGACCCGGGCAUGCUGGGGGCUGCUCCCCUUGCUGGGCUCAGCCGGGAUGGGAUCUAUAAGCCAGGGGUAAGGGGGGCUCUGAGCCACUUGCAGCCCCCUCCCAGUGCCCCCAACUGGGUCGAACCCGGGUCCCUCCGGCCCCCAACAGGCAGAGCAGCAAGAGGUGAGUGAUAGGAGACAGAGCCCCCCCACAGUCCCUCCUGGCCCCCCAGCGACAGACUUGGCAGGGGGCCCACCCGCAACUUGUAUAUUGUAAAUAUGAGCCUGGUUAUUACCCCACCCCCUGCUCUAAUUACCCCCCAUGGCUGUGAUUAAUUACCCCCUGCUCUAAUUACAGCCCCCGGGGCUGUAAUUAACCCCCCCACACACACGCGUCACUCGGGUAAAUAAAUACACUGGAAACGCAGC
Dermochelys coriacea (leatherback sea turtle) is the source of this 2708-nucleotide messenger RNA. Its product is annotated as blue-sensitive opsin-like. Gene Ontology annotation, biological process: phototransduction; visual perception; G protein-coupled receptor signaling pathway. The coding region runs from base 870 to 1958 and encodes 362 amino acids. The record is from RefSeq and is a predicted model, not a curated record. Gene Ontology annotation, cellular component: membrane; photoreceptor outer segment. The transcript is spliced from 5 exons. Gene Ontology annotation, molecular function: G protein-coupled receptor activity. Lineage: Eukaryota; Metazoa; Chordata; Testudines; Dermochelyidae.